Gasterosteus aculeatus aculeatus (three-spined stickleback) is the source of this 2434-nucleotide messenger RNA. It is a transcript of the gene ramp1, whose product is annotated as receptor activity modifying protein 1. Gene Ontology annotation, biological process: receptor internalization; calcium ion transport; regulation of G protein-coupled receptor signaling pathway. Gene Ontology annotation, cellular component: membrane; signaling receptor complex; cell surface. NCBI's taxonomy places the organism in Eukaryota, Metazoa, Chordata, Actinopteri, Perciformes, Gasterosteidae. The record is from RefSeq and is a predicted model, not a curated record. Gene Ontology annotation, molecular function: coreceptor activity.
CUGCAACUUCAACAGUCAAUAUGUGUUUCCCGCGGAUGACAGAGGAUCGGUGAUAGGAAGUGUCGGGGGAGUUCGAGUGCAACCCCCCCCUCCAUCCAAGCCCCCCAAAUACCUCCACUCACCUCUGAGGGGGGUUACGGCAGAGGAUCCCCCACCGGAGCGCCGCGGCACGGGGGCUUUCUUCACCUGCUGUUUUCUGCGAUGCCGCCUCUCACUCUGUGAGGUCUCUCUCGUUUGCUCCAAGCACCGCAAACCCCCCCAGACACCCCAGCCCCUUUUAUCCCCAGACCCCCGGACCCCCCCCCCAGACCCCCCAGCCCGUAUAACUUGAGCCUGCGGAGCGACAGGAUGGGACCGCCGACCGGCGCGACUCAGCGGAGACAAGCGCUGCUGUGGUUCAUUGUAGUGUCUCAGUGUGUGUCGGCCCUUGGGUGUGGGUCCCACUAUGAAUUUGGAAUUGAGGACCUGUGCCUGGCCAAAUUCAGACUGGACAUGCACGAGCUGGGCGAGAGACACUGGUGCAGCUGGGAGGACACGGUCGAACUGUAUGGCCGGCUGACAAACUGCACAAACCUGGUGGCGUUCAAGUUGGGUUGCUUCUGGCCCAACAAGCUGGUGGAUGACUUCUUCAUCCGCGUCCACAAGCACUACUUCCAAGACUGCUCGCUGUCAGGGCGGCUUCUGAAGGACCCACCCAAUCGCAUCCUGGGUCCCUUCAUCGUAGUCCCCAUCCUGGUCACGCUCCUCAUGACGGGCCUGGUGGUGUGGAGGAGCAAACGCAGCGAGGGGAUUGUGUAGUGAGAGCAAGUGGGUGACCUGGGUGGAGUUAUACUUCCCCCCCCCCAUCCCCCCCAAAGCUGCAGCAUAUUCACUCUCAGUGACCAAAGCAUCUCUCUUUCUGAGUGUCAGUGUUUUGUGCAAAAGGGUUACACUUGGACCAGAAUGACUUUAUUAUAGACCUGGAAGAGGAGCCAGACGGGAUAAACAAAAAAAACACAAACUACUUGAUGUGAUGACAGUGAUGGCUGAACGCACUGAUACCAAUGCAACGGCCAUUUGUCCCCACGAGGAUUCAAAUCCUUCUGUUGGCUUACAGAGCGCUGAACCGGGCCCCUGAAUCUCAAUGACUGGUGGAAAAUAAUAUCAUAUACAUUAUAUACAUACAUACACGUAAAAUCAAAAAAUGGAUUUCUUGACAGAAGUUGCUUCAAAGAAUGUAGGAUGUGGUGAAAAUCCACAGGUGCUGAAGUUCCUCAGUGGGCUUUACGCUAUUGGACACUAGCGACUUCUGUUCAGGGAACCCGGGUACGCGAUAUCAGAUUUGAUGUGAACAUGCAUAUACUGUAAAUAUAUGUAUCUCCGAGUGGACUGUCAGAAUGUGUUUGUAACACAAUCAAUCUUUUUUUAAACAAAUCCAUUCCUCUCUCAUGGAAAUGUCAUGUCAUGAUACUCGCAUUGUAUUCUAAAUAUACUCUUUAUCAUGCAGACGGCUUAUGUUCACGCUGUCCACCUACGGGAGGAGUGGAACCUUUUUACUUUCCAGUUCUUCUCCUCUGAGCUUAUCAAACAUCUCCUCGACUCACCUGCUGUUCAACCUCCAUCUGAAGGAUGGAAACAAAGAUGUUGCGCAACAUGACAUCAACUCAAACAGCUGGCAAAAAAAGCAGGACAUAACGUUAUAUGUCAUAUUCUGGAGAUUGGCAGAUGUGGACACUAGACAAGGGGUCGAGGCCCCAAUCUGGAUGUGCUGUGAUGAUGUUGUGUCUCUGGCUUCCAUCCUCCGUCACCAAGGAAACUGAGAUGAAGAGACGCCAGCGGAACACAUGCGACGUGGCGGAGUGGAGACGUUGGAACGCCACAGGAGAAGAGACUCUUCGAGGCAGUUAACGAACCAAAAAUCCUCACAUUCUUUUGAUGUCGCUGCCUCAAACACUUAUAUUAUCCAUUUUAGCCGCAACAUAGAAAGACACAAUAAUUACCAAAUUGAUUUCUUUUAAUUUAGGCGUUUGUGUGGACUUAUUGCCAAAAAAAAAAAGAAAAGACAACAAAGAGAGAAAUUCGCUGUGGAAGAAUCACAAAUGUAACUACAGAGAGAAGAUGAAACGGUGGAUUAGGCAACGCUCAUCUCUGCUGAACGUUGCCUCCAGCACAGUUCUGUCUUUGUGGGAUUCAUGAUCUCCCAGUGUGAUGGAGUGAACUGUUUGCUCAUUGAUAUUUUUGGAUGCUCUCUCUUCUUUAUGGAUUCAUUGACCUGUGACCCGUUUGGCAGGAGAGCACAUCCACACCCAACAUCACUUGUACUUUGUGCCAAAAGCUGUCGGAAAACAGAGGGGAAUGUUUGCUGUGUCCAAUACUCUGUCGGAGUCACUUCUAUCGGCUGAAUUGUAAAGUCUACGAUCAUGAGAAAAGUUGAAUAAAGCAUCUGAUUAAAGUA